Molecule: messenger RNA, 1135 nt
Organism: Thunnus maccoyii (southern bluefin tuna)
Lineage: Eukaryota; Metazoa; Chordata; Actinopteri; Scombriformes; Scombridae
Product: deoxyribonuclease-1-like
Exons: 10
Coding region: 209-1003 (264 amino acids)
Biological process (GO): DNA catabolic process
Cellular component (GO): nucleus
Molecular function (GO): DNA nuclease activity
Source: RefSeq, a predicted model, not a curated record
UGUUGCUUCACCAACACUUCUUUAAUUUACCGUUUAUCACCUCGAGCACCAAAUGUUUUGGUUGGCAGACAGACUACCUGUCUCUCUGAUUUUAAACGGACUGUUUUCUGCAGAAACUCUCAGACACAGUUUGUCUGCUGACAGAGUAUCAACCUCUGCUGCUCUCUGCUGAAUAUUUAACUUUGCUCUUCUCAGCCAGAUUGUAAAAAUGAAGAUUGCAGCCUUCAAUGUCAAGAAACUGGGAUGGACAAAGGUCAACAAAGAGGAUGUGCAGACAAAUCUCAUCAGGAUUAUGUCUCGGUACAGCGUGGUGGUGAUACUGGAGGUGGUGGAUUCCACAGGCAAGGCCAUGAAGCUGUUGCUCAGAGAACUCAACAACACCAGGGAGAACAGAAAUAAUCCGUUUGCCAUGAUGAAGAGUGUACAACUGGGACGAAGCUCCUACAAGGAGCAGUUUGUCUUCUUCUACAGAGAAGAUGAGGUGGAGGUGGUUGACACCUACCAGUACAAAGACGAUCAAGAAGGGGAUGAGGACGCUUUCGCCAGAGAGCCUUUCAUCCUGCAGCUCAAGUGUCUAAACACAGUUGUGGAGGACCUGGUACUGAUCCCAGUCCACACCACACCAAUGGAUGUGGUGAGAGAGCUGAACGCUCUGGAUGAUGUGGUCAAAGAUGUGAGGAGAAGAUGGAGCGCUGAUAACAUUAUGUUAUUGGGAGACUUCAAUGCAGAUGGACGUUACCUCUCAAGUAAAAAGAAGAAAGGAAUUCGCAUCAGCUGUUAUCGCUACAAAUGGCUGAUAGACGAAGAUGCAGACACAACGACUAGUGACUCAAAUGACCACACCUAUGACAGGAUCGUGGUGACUGGAGAUGACCUGUAUGAGGCCAUUGUGCCCGGUUCAGCUCAGCCUUUCAACUUCCAGAAAGCCUACCGCCUGUCUACUGCCACUACCAGAGCCAUCAGUGACCACUAUCCAGUGGAGGUAGAGCUCAUAGAGAAGUAAAAUGACCUCUAACAGGACCAGAGAGCAACAGCUGGUGACUCUGACCUGACGAAAUUGGAGGGGUGGGGGGCAGUUUUAUAUGCCAAUAAAACUACUUUCUCUCCCUGAGUAGUGAAAAGGUUGCUUAUUUAA